CCAGGGUCCUGGAGCCAGUCACAUUCAAGGAUGUGUCUGUGGACUUCACCGAGGAGUGGGGCUGCCUUGGCCCUGCUCGGAGGAAGCUGUGCAGAGGUGUGAUGUGGAAACUACAGGAACUCGGCCUCAGAAACUUGAAUGAAAAUUCUGUGGAGCAUCUUCAAGAGAAAAGACUUCAGGAUCUGUCAUAUGAGCUUUCCUGCUGGCUAACUCUGGAAGAGAUGGCCAGCACAACAACCGGAAGUCAGGAUGGUGUUGUGAAUCUUCAAGGGGAAGUGUAUGGGGAGCCUGAACUAGAUCUCCCCGCUUGUCAAAAGGGGGGAGAAGCAUCUUCUCAUAUUUCCAGAAAGAACAGUGUGGCGACUCUUCAAAGUGAUGAUUUCAAAAACACUGAAAGUGAAAAAUAUUUGUCUUUGAAAGUCCCAAGCCAGACGGCCACACAAGACUCAUCAGUGAAGGUCUGUAAGGACGAGCGUCAGGAUGCUCGGGAAAGCACGUGUCUCUCUUUAACUGAAGAAAGCACUGAGAGCAAGGCAACGAGCGGGGGAAGUUCUCCCGUGGACCACUGUGCAGAGAACCUUCAAGUUAAACCUGUGUCUGAUACAACAGAACUGGCCUCACCAUUGUCCAGUCGUGAAGGAACUUGCCAGAAUGGCCAGCUGAAAGAAUCUUUGGAUCCCUUUGACUGUAACUGCAAAGACAUUUAUGGGCAGAAAUCACAGCUGGUCAGUUGUAGUCAGCAGAGAGCUCCUACGGAGGAGAAACCCUGUAACCGUAAUGACCAUAGGGAAAUACUUACCCCCGGCCGAGGUGCUUAUGCAUAUGAGAAAGUCCACACUGCAGAGAAACUGUACAGAUGUGGCCAGUGUGGUAAGGACUUCAGUCAAAGCUCAGAGCUGCUGCUUCAUCAGAAAGACCACGCGGAAGAAAAGCCCUACAAGUGUGGACAGUGUGGGAAGGGCUUCACCAGGAGCUCGAGUCUGCUCGUCCAUCAAGCAGUCCACACGGAUGAGAAACCCUAUAAGUGUGACAAGUGUGGGAAGGGCUUCACCAGGAGCUCAAGUCUGCUCAUUCAUCAUGCAGUCCAUACAGGCGAGAAGCCUUAUAAAUGUGACAGAUGUGGGAAGGGCUUUAGUCAGAGCUCCAAACUGCACAUCCACCAGCGAGUGCACACUGGGGAGAAGCCCUAUGAGUGUGGGGAGUGCGGUAUGAGCUUCAGUCAGCGCUCGAACCUGCACAUCCACCAGCGCGUCCACACAGGAGAGAGGCCCUACAAGUGUGGCGAAUGCGGGAAGGGCUUCAGUCAGAGCUCGAACCUCCACAUUCACCGGUGCAUCCACACAGGAGAGAAACCUUACCAGUGCUAUGAGUGUGGGAAGGGCUUCAGCCAGAGCUCAGAUCUUCGCAUCCAUCUCAGAGUCCACACUGGGGAGAAGCCCUAUCACUGCGGCAAGUGUGGGAAGGGAUUCAGCCAGAGUUCCAAACUCCUCAUCCACCAGAGGGUACAUACUGGAGAGAAGCCCUAUGAGUGCAGCAAGUGCGGAAAGGGCUUCAGCCAGAGCUCCAACCUGCACAUCCACCAGCGGGUUCACAGGAGAGAUCCCCAUUAAGUGACGUGAGCCACUCAGGUCUUCAGAGGGCUCGUACUGUUAAAACUGUCACGUAUUUUUUAACAUCACUCUUUAUAUUCUACAAAGGAGAGAUGUGAUAAGGGUUGUUGAGAUAUGUUCCCUCACUGAAAAAUCAUUCAUUCAUUUAAAGUAUUUACGUAUCAAGCACUUUGUUAUGCUAUACAAUGAAUGACUUGUUCUGAUUUCUUAGAUGGGUAGAGUGAAAACAUCUGUACUUUGCAAUUCAGUCAGUGUUAUUAAAACUACAUAUUCUACCCGGCAUUUUUAAUUGCAAGAACUUUGUAUUUGUCGAACCAUGGCAUGUGUCCCUUUGUUCACAUUCUCUUAGAAAUCGAAACUCUGGUUUUUCUUCAAA
Propithecus coquereli (Coquerel's sifaka) is the source of this 1986-nucleotide messenger RNA. RefSeq names its product zinc finger protein 239 (gene ZNF239). Bases 102 to 1610 code for a protein of 502 amino acids. The record is from RefSeq and is a predicted model, not a curated record. Gene Ontology annotation, cellular component: nucleus. Gene Ontology annotation, biological process: regulation of transcription by RNA polymerase II. Gene Ontology annotation, molecular function: RNA polymerase II cis-regulatory region sequence-specific DNA binding; DNA-binding transcription activator activity, RNA polymerase II-specific. NCBI's taxonomy places the organism in Eukaryota, Metazoa, Chordata, Mammalia, Primates, Indriidae. The transcript is spliced from 3 exons.